This is a messenger RNA of Durusdinium trenchii, 234 nucleotides long. Lineage: Eukaryota; Dinophyceae; Suessiales; Symbiodiniaceae. The record is from the annotation of a GenBank genome assembly.
GCAUUUCCUGUGCUCUCUGCUGAACAGUAUCCGGGUUAUGAAGUCUUGGAGGUAUUGAGGGAAGCUGGGAACUUUGUCCGGGAACUUCCAAAACAAGUUGAGAAGAGUGUCGGAACAGAGGCGGCUGUGGGGCGCGAAACUGACCGGCGGGGCCGGUGGCUGAAAUUUCGAUCGUGGAGCGCAUGCAUUCCAAUCUUAAGCAUGUGUGUGUUUGUUUUUGACACGUGCAUGUAA